This is a messenger RNA of Plasmodium vivax (malaria parasite P. vivax), 206 nucleotides long. RefSeq lists its product as hypothetical. The record is from RefSeq and is a predicted model, not a curated record. Lineage: Eukaryota; Apicomplexa; Aconoidasida; Haemosporida; Plasmodiidae. The transcript has 2 exons. The annotation marks the transcript as partial.
UAUUCUUCCUUUUCUAUUACAACAUGUCUUCUGGAUUGAAAUCAAGGUUUCCGAAAAGAAAACGAAAGAAAAAGAUAUUUGAACACAAUUAUUACGAAGAGUAUGAAAAAGAGUUAGAGAAAUAUGGUUCAGAAAAUGAAUCUUUAGAUUCUCAAUCGGAUCGAUACUAUUUGAAUUAUCAACCUGAACGCGAUUACGAUUACUAA